Molecule: messenger RNA, 1341 nt
Organism: Phragmites australis (common reed)
Lineage: Eukaryota; Viridiplantae; Streptophyta; Magnoliopsida; Poales; Poaceae
Exons: 1
Coding region: 80-1015 (311 amino acids)
Source: RefSeq, a predicted model, not a curated record
AAGCAAACAACAAGCAAACGAUCUGCCCGAUCGACAGGUUGCAAUUGCAGGUUUGCAACCACAGGCCGGCCGGCGAGGCAUGGGCGGCACGCCGCGCAACAGCAUCGGCCACAUCCUGCCCGGCGCCGGCUUCUUGGCCGUCGGCCUGUGGCACCUGUUCAACCACAUCAGGCUCUUCUCGCUGCGCCCAGAGUCGUACGUCGCGCCGGUCUGGUUCCCCGCGCCGCGCGUCCGCCACCUCGAGCUCAUCCUCGUCAUCGCCGGCAGCGCCGUCGAGUUCGCCAUGGAGAUGUUCGUCGACCACUCGACCUUCCUGCCGUUCGACGCCGACGGCUCCAUCCCGUCGGAUCGCCUGCACAACCACGAGCACGCCAUCAUCUGCCUCGCGCUCCUCGUCUACGCGGGCUCCGCGCUGCACCUCGACCGCGUCCGGGCGCGGGGCCGCCGCGAGCUCGGUCUGCUCCUCGUCGCGGCCGUCUUCGCGCAGGAGCUGCUCGUGUUCCACUUCCACUCCACCGACCACUCCGGCGUCGAGGGGCAGUUCCACUGGCUCCUGCAGCUCAUCGUCGCCGCGUGCCUCGCCACGGCCCUCCUCGGCAUCGGCUUCCCGCGGAGCUUCACGGUGAGCCUGGUCCGGUCGGCGUGCGUCACGUUCCACGGGGUCUGGAUCAUUGUCAUCGGCUCCAUGGUAUGGGUCCCGAGCCGGGUGCCCAAGGGCUGCUCGCUCGUGCAGGAGGACGGCCGCGACACCGUGCGCUGCCAUAGCAAGGCCAGCCUGCACCGCGCCAAGGCGCUCGCCAACCUGGAGUUCGGGUGGUGCCUUUCUUCCAUGACGGUGUUCGUCGUCGUGCUCUACCUGUACGUGUGCAAGAGGUAUCCAGCGGAGGCAGCGUACGUGCGGGUGCCGGAAGCCGGAGAAGAGGAGGAUCAUGAACACCUGGAUGAGCGCAAGUGCGGGGCGGUGCGCUGCGGCGGCGACGUGCAUGGAUUCACGUCGUUGGAGAUCGAAGUGUAAAUGGCAAAUUAUAGCACAUGUUCCUGCUUCUACGCUUGUACCAUCUUGCAUGAAUUCAUUGACCGCUUCUUACUUGGGUACGUACGUAGUCUAUAAUUAGGAUUUCUAAAUCCUUAAACUUGUCCCACGGUGUCAUCUUGAUCUAUAAACUCUUAAAAUGCAUAUUUAGAUUCCUAAUCUUUAUAAGUGUGUCAUUCGAUGUCUAAAUUACUCUAAUCAGAACACGUGGUCCAAAUCUAACUGAUGUCAUGCCACGUAGGUUUAUGCUCAUUAGGGGUGAUUUAGACCUUGAGUAUCACACUUUUAAGAAUUUAUAGACCUAGAUG